Penaeus monodon (black tiger shrimp) is the source of this 333-nucleotide messenger RNA. RefSeq lists its product as uncharacterized. The coding region runs from base 1 to 333 and encodes 110 amino acids. Lineage: Eukaryota; Metazoa; Arthropoda; Malacostraca; Decapoda; Penaeidae. The transcript has 3 exons. The record is from RefSeq and is a predicted model, not a curated record.
AUGAGUCGUGACAUGUUUUCAGUAAUCAUAGCUUCUCUGAAAGUCUUUGAUGAGAGCAGAACACACCUUAAGCAAUUUACACCUCGGAAACCAAACCCACAUGGCCUAAAGAUCUUUGUUUUAGCUAGUAGUGAUGGCCAAGUCCUAGAUUUUGAGUUUUUUCAGGGAAUGGGAGCUACAGGGACAAUGAAGAAGAACCUUGUGCCAAAACAGUGUCGAUUGAAGACUGAGAAUCAGUUAAAGAGAUCCGGCAGAGGUUCCUCUGACUGUGCAGUGAGAGAUGAUUCUGCUUUUUGUAUAACUGUAUGGUUUGACAAAAAAACAUCAUCUUAG